Galendromus occidentalis (western predatory mite) is the source of this 1892-nucleotide messenger RNA. RefSeq names its product vacuolar protein sorting-associated protein 33B. The coding region runs from base 137 to 1882 and encodes 581 amino acids. The transcript is spliced from 11 exons. NCBI's taxonomy places the organism in Eukaryota, Metazoa, Arthropoda, Arachnida, Mesostigmata, Phytoseiidae. The record is from RefSeq and is a predicted model, not a curated record. Gene Ontology annotation, biological process: vesicle-mediated transport.
UUCAUGCCGCCCGGCGCCGUCGCGCGUGAAGAGAAUGAUUCGGCUCAAUAUUGAAAUGGUGGUGCUGUAUCUCUGAUACAGUAGAGGAUUAGGUCGGCAGGCGUCUCUAUCCAUAUUGUGGGACUCUACGAUCAGAAUGAGCGGUCGCAUAGUCGACUAUAUCUCGCAAUAUGCAGAAACGGCGCUGCUGUCAACUCUGGAGAACAUCGCCGGCGCCAAAGACCUUCUGAUCGAGCCAACGUUGAUAAAGUCUUUAGACAACAUUGCGAGUCUGAAGAAAUUGAGAGCUACAGGUGUUUCGAAAUUAUUCAGAUUGGAGGGGGUCCUUCCUGCGAAUUCAUCGAGAAAAUGUGUUUUCCUCGUCAAGGGGUCUCUGAGUUCCGUCAAACAGGUCGCAUCGAUCAUCUCCUCGUCCCCCAACGGUCGCGAGUUCUACCUCCUCGGUCUUCCUCGCCUCACUGCGGCUGCGAUAACGCUUCUAGAAUCUGAGGGGGUUUUCGGGAUGAUAAAUCUCAUUCCUAUACCGGUGAGCCUUAUCGCCAUAGAAGACGACGUGGCCUCCUUAGAGAACGAGACUUUUUUUCGGGAUGUGUUCGUGCACGACGACCAUUCGCCUCUCUCCUCGGUGGCGCUAUCUCUUUGUCAGAUUGAGGAAUUCGCCAAAAUCGGACAGGUCUUUUUGAUAGGUGACACGAGUAGAAGCGUCUUCAAUCAAUGGAAGCUCUUGCGCAAAGGCAGUACCGCCUCCGAAAGUAAAAUCACCAUCGAGAGCCUGGUGAUUUUCAGCCGAGACGCUGAUUACGUUUCACUCAUGAGCACUCAGAUGAAUUACAGCGCCAUCCUCGAUGAUCUCUUCGGAAUCCAGAACGGGAAAUGUGUCAUACCGAAGAGUGUCACAAAGAAGGAGGAACGACAAAUUAAUUUCAAAGAACCCAACGAAACGCUGAGCUCCAUCAGAGACAAACACAUUUCGUCCGUUUUCGGAGUUUUGAGCAGCGAAAGCAAGAAGUUCAUGGGGAAUGUCUCGGGCGGAACCCCGCAAUCCAUAUCGGGUCUGAAGCAUUUCGUCAACAACGAGCUGAGCGCAGUGACCAAAUUGCGGAGUGCUUUGUCGCUCCACGUCAGCAUUUGUGAAGAGAUUUCUCAACGUCGAGGACACGACUUCGAUGUCGUCCGGGCCGCCGAACAGAAUCUUCUCCAAGGCACGGAUGUCAAGAAUACGAUCGAACUCAUAAAAGAUUGCAUCUGCUCAGAGAAACCGUGGGACGUUUCUUUGCGGCUAUUGUGUCUCUUAUCUCUCGUCCAAGAUGGUAUACCUCACGGAUACAUGGAAAACUUGCGGACGUUCUUCCUCCAUCAAUACGGUCACCAUUAUUUGGCGAUCCUCCAAAGACUAGAAAAGCUAGAAAUCCUGUACGAGGCUCCGCCCGUGAUGGGUACACCGCAGGGCAAGGGUGGAUCGAUGAUAAGUAAAAUGGCUACCUCCGCGAGCCUCCUCGGCCUCAAGGAAUCUGCUUUCAUGUCCAAGAGUCGCAAACUCGGUCUCAUACAGUCGGAGAAAGACAGAAGGACGAGGACGCACAGUGCCGGCUAUGUGUUCAACGAUUUGUACGUUCCAUUGAUCGCUAAGCUGUUGGAAUCUAUCAACUCGGGUAAUUGCGACCAAUUGUCGAAAGUAUUAGGUGGAGCUCUCACCUCGGAACGCCUUCACCAAGCACCUUUACUAGCAUCAGCAAAGAACGUUCUCGUGUACUUCGUCGGCGGUGCUUCCUUCGGAGAGCUAGCGGCCUUACGACUGGUGUCAAAGCUCCAAGGUUUUAAUAUAUUUUUCGCAGCCACGGAUCUUUGUGGGGGCUCGAGAUUUCUGAAUAAAUUGAUCUGAAAUGAUCGUA